AUGGGGUCCUCUCCACACGGUACGGGCCAAUCCCGCCCCGAUGAAUCCGGUAUUCGCUCGCCUGCCCAGGGCUUGAACUCAACACAUACCGAUUUGUCCAGUGAUAGCGAGGAGGAUAGUAUAGAUACGGUCAUCUUCGACCGCCAAUCAUCGCAAGGAAGAAGCCUGGGAUCUGCACCACUACUGAACAAUCAUGGACGGUUCCCUUCUGCAGACGAGGACACAAGUGACGAUGACCAGGACGGCGUUAUUGAUCAUGCGCAAGAAGAAGGAAAGCCAGUGACAUGGAUGUCGUUGCCUAAGAAAGGGCAGCUGGCGAUUUUGACAUUUGCGCGGCUGUCGGAGCCGCUUACCCAGAACUCUUUACAGGCCUAUAUGUUUUACCAGCUCAAAUCGUUUGAUCCGUCUUUACCCGACUCGAAGAUCUCGGCCCAGGCGGGCAUUUUACAAGGCAGCUUUACUGCUGCGCAGUUUCUCACUGCUGUCUGGUGGGGUCGAUUCGCUGAUGCUGGAUGGAUGGGCCGGAAGAGGGUCCUCCUGAUCGGCUUGAUGGGAACUUGCCUUUCAUCUCUGGGCUUUGGAUUCUCUCGAUCUUUUGCAUCUGCAAUGGUAUUUCGCACGCUUGGGGGUGUGUUGAACAGCAAUGUUGGUGUGAUGAGGACAAUGAUUGCAGAGAUUAUCGCUGAAAAGAAAUUUCAAUCACGCGCAUUUCUAUUACUCCCCAUGUGCUUCAAUAUUGGCGUGAUUAUCGGUCCGGUCCUGGGAGGCACGUUGGCCGAUCCUGUCAACAAUUUCCCCGCAAUUUUCGGCCCUGGGUCAAUCAUUGGCGGUAAGGAAGGUGUAUGGUGGAUGGAGAAAUGGCCGUACGCUCUGCCGAAUAUGCUUAGUGCGACAUUUAUUCUUGCUUCUUUCUUCGCUGUUUUCCUAGGUCUUGAUGAAACGCACGAGACUGCUCGGUAUCGCGUCGACUGGGGCCGCAAACUAGGCAAGAAGAUAGCGAGGUUUUGCUCUCGACGGCCUCGGCACUAUCGUCUACUUAAUGGCAAUGGAGACGACGGGUCUCUAUAUAUGGAAGGAAGCGUGGGGACAUGGUCUACACCAUCAAGCCCCGUUCGCUCACGGAUGCCAUCUCGACCGCACAAGCGGCCAGGCUUCCGACAAAUCUUUUCGAAAAAUGUCCUGCUCACCCUUCUGGCGCACUUCCUCCUCGCCAUCCACACAAGCGCCUUUAACGCAAUGACAUAUAUUUUCCUACCAACUCCCCGAGCUCCCGAAAACACACGCGACGAUUUCUUUCACUUCGGCGGAGGCCUCGGUCUACCAUCCGCCCGGGUCGGUCUCGCAACCGCCGUUAUCGGCUUCAUCGGCCUUCCCCUCCAGAUAUUCCUCUACCCUCGUAUCCAAGGAAAGCUAGGAACUCUCACCUCAUUUCGCACAUUCCUCCCUUUUUCACCUAUAUCAUACCUCCUCAUGCCAUUUCUGGUGGUCCUUCCCCGUAUACCGUGGAUUGUGUGGCCAUCUUUCGCCGUUGUCGUGUCACUGCAAGUUAUUUCGCGCACCUUUGCCUUGCCUGCAGCCAUUAUUCUGGUGAACAACUGUGUCACCGAUCCAUCUAUUCUUGGGACGGUGCAUGGUGUCGCGCAGAGUAUAGCCAGUGCCGCACGUACUCUGGGCCCCUUUCUUGGUGGCUGGGGCCUUGGGCUCGGCCUUGCGAACAAUAUGGUUGGUGCCGUAUGGUGGGCUCUAGCUGUUGAAGCGACCAUCGGUUGGUUUGUUUUGUGGACUAUUCAUGAAGGGAAGGGGAUUGAGCGGCCGGAGGAGGUAGAAGAGGAACGAGAUUGA
This is a messenger RNA of Penicillium cinerascens, 1842 nucleotides long. Its product is annotated as putative MFS multidrug transporter. Bases 1 to 1842 code for a protein of 613 amino acids. Gene Ontology annotation, molecular function: transmembrane transporter activity. NCBI's taxonomy places the organism in Eukaryota, Fungi, Ascomycota, Eurotiomycetes, Eurotiales, Aspergillaceae. Gene Ontology annotation, biological process: transmembrane transport. The transcript has 3 exons. The record is from RefSeq and is a predicted model, not a curated record.